Molecule: messenger RNA, 513 nt
Organism: Insectozyma verbasci
Lineage: Eukaryota; Fungi; Ascomycota; Pichiomycetes; Serinales; Debaryomycetaceae
Source: the annotation of a GenBank genome assembly
AUGAAUAUAUUUUCAAGAUCAGCUUCACCAAAACCAAAUAAUACUCUAGAGGAUGAAUUAGCAAGAGAAUCUGAUGUUACUGUAUCAAAUAUAAAACCGCUGUCAAAAGCAGAAUAUAAAGGAUUUUCUGUUUAUGUUUUAAGUUCAAUUGUUUUAUUAAUUUAUAUAUUUUGGAGUUUAUUACCAGAUGAGUUAUUACAUAAAUUAUCAAUUGACUAUUAUCCUGAUAAAUAUUGGGCUAUUGUUAUACCAAGUUAUUCAUUAAUGUUGAUGGUUUUUAUAUACAUUUUUUUGGCUUUAUAUAAUACUGAAAUUUUAACAUUACCAUUGAAUAAUUUGAAUACAAUUUUAGAUGAAAAUUCACAAUUUCCAGGUGAAAUAAAGACUAGUGAUAGAGAUGAAUUAAUGAACUACUCAAUUGAUUAUAUACAUAACGCACCAAGUGGUGUUUGGGAUUUACCAAUAAGUUUAGUAAAUGAAGUACUAUACAAUCAAGAAGAAAAUGGAGAGUGA